AUGGUGUCAUCGAAACAAAACAUUCCACUCCAAGGUGACAAGCAGCCAUCCGUAGCUUUUGGAACUUCGCCACUAUCAGAUGCACAAAUUUUGCGAAACUCGUUGGAGGGCUUGAACGAGGACCAUUUCGCGAGCAUCUUGGCCCACGCAGUCGAACUUACAGAGAAGGCUAGCUCAACAUCAGGAUGCAACAAUCAUCACAAAGGUCCCAAAAUCUUCGACCAGGAUAAUCGCACGGCUGGACUUGAUUUUGGUUUCUUGCAGAUAAACCCUGAUGAUGCUAAAUAUCUAUUGGGAAAGGGUGCAUUUACACUACCUCCGCAGAACUGUUUAACAAGUCUCAUCUUCGUCUACUUUGAAUACAUCCACCCAUAUGCUCCUGUACUCAACAGACUGGAGUUCAUGAAGGCAUAUCAAGGCGGCAAUUAUUCCAUUUUUCUCGUGCAAACCAUUUUAGCUGCUGCCUCACUCCAUGCUUCACUACCGAUACUAUCAGCAUGUGGGUUCCAGCAACGAGCAGAGGCUCAAGCCGCCUUUUGCUCUAGGGCUAUUCUGCUGUACGACUUUCAGUAUGAGAAGAACGAAAUGACACUUCUAUAUGGCUCUACUAUUCUCGCCUCGAUCACAUUUUUCCAGCCGGCAAACAAGGACUGGCAAUACUGGCUCUACAAUGCUGUCCGUUUGAUGGCCAAGAUGGGAUUUCAAAAGAGCUUCAAGUGCACACCGCAGGAUAUGGUGGACUAUUUAUUGGAAGAUCUAGAGGGCGAGGACAGCGUCGAUGAUCUCGCUUUGCUUGGUCUCAACCCUUUGAGUCACCAGCAGAAAUCGUACCUCACGGAGCACGCAAAGCUAGCACAAAUAGGUGACUAA
Diaporthe amygdali is the source of this 870-nucleotide messenger RNA. Its product is annotated as fungal specific transcription factor domain-containing protein. Bases 1 to 870 code for a protein of 289 amino acids. The transcript is spliced from 5 exons. The record is from RefSeq and is a predicted model, not a curated record. Gene Ontology annotation, biological process: DNA-templated transcription. Gene Ontology annotation, molecular function: DNA binding; zinc ion binding. NCBI's taxonomy places the organism in Eukaryota, Fungi, Ascomycota, Sordariomycetes, Diaporthales, Diaporthaceae.